Penicillium nucicola is the source of this 3873-nucleotide messenger RNA. RefSeq lists its product as uncharacterized. The coding region runs from base 1 to 3873 and encodes 1290 amino acids. The transcript is spliced from 3 exons. Gene Ontology annotation, biological process: protein autophosphorylation; phosphorelay signal transduction system. NCBI's taxonomy places the organism in Eukaryota, Fungi, Ascomycota, Eurotiomycetes, Eurotiales, Aspergillaceae. Gene Ontology annotation, molecular function: phosphorelay sensor kinase activity; histidine phosphotransfer kinase activity. The record is from RefSeq and is a predicted model, not a curated record.
AUGGAAGACGUUCGGACGGAGAGACACGUUGAGCACAAUGCGGAUCGCAGGGCGAGGGAGCUUUACCGCUACUACCAGCCUUCCAUACAACCUAGCGUGGUACCGUCUUGGGUUCCGACGAGCGAGGAGUUCCCAUUCUCUAGCUCUUCAGGCAAUAUCAACACACCGCCAGUCUCUGAAGGCUCGGCGCCCUUGGAGUCCGAUAGAUUCCGUCCAUCGACUGCACUUGGCCGUGACGCUCUGAUCUUGGGCACCUCAAACAGCACUUUGACUGCAUUUGCUCAACUGGCUGCCUUACGUCUGAACGUCGAGCGAGUUGUCAUCGCUGUGACGGAUCGCGACAGACAACAUAUUAUUGCCGAAGCCACAAGAAGUCUUAACUUGAAUGACGCUUCGGUUCACGAUGAGAAAGAUCACAUUUGGUUCGGGGCGUCCGAUACCCGCAGAGUGUGGAGAGUGUGCAAGGACACUGUUUCAUUGCCACCCAACAAUCGCGAGACCGCCGAGUAUCAAUUUCUACUUGUCAACGACAUGAGCGAGCAUGAUCGUUAUAAGCGCCAGCCCUUUGUCGAAAACGACCCACACUUUCGGUUCUAUGCGGGAACUCCCUUGACCACCGAGAACAACAUCAAUUUAGGGUGCUUUUUCGCGUUGGACACCAAACCUCGGAACGGAUUGACUCCUCUGGAGAAGGACACACUGGGAUCGCUGUCAAUGCUUGUCAUGGACUAUUUGAGAAUUUGCAGGCAAGCUUCCGAAGGACGCCGGGCGGCACGCCUCUCCCGAGGACUGAGCUAUUUCGUGGAAGGAAGCUCCAGCUUUGUUGAUAGCGUGGACCCAUCACGCACCGGCAGCACCGCUCCUUUGUCAGCGGCAUCCUAUAAAAACAGUCUCUCGGGUGGCUCACCUGGAAACAGCGUACAGGAUGGGUUCCAGGGGCCAUCGACCAGUCCGCCGAACGAACGGUCCAUCAAUUCAAACCCGACUAAUCGGAUCAGUGCCUCGCGCAGCUCACGUGGCAACAGUGCAGACAAUGCAUCGCAACGGGCAUCUAACAACUCACCGAACGGCAGAUCCCCUAGCAACGAUGCGGCCUCCUUCAGUUCACAACCAUCCGAAUCGAAGCUGGAUACAGGAACCUCCGGUACCGGUCUAGGCAGCUCUCUUCCGGAAUGGUUAACGGGCGCUUCACAAAAUUGUCUACCGCCAGAUGAUUCGCAGGGAAAUUCUUGGUGCUUCCGCAGGGCUGCAAACCUACUUCGAGAGAGUCUUGACUUGAAUGGCGAAAGUGGCGUUAUCUUCCUUGAAGCAAACAACAGCCCCACGUUGGAUUUAAAUAGUGGAAGUGAUUCUUCUGAUUCAGGUGGACCUGCUCCGGUGUUGUCAGCGUCCACAAAUGAUGAGCCAUUCGCCCCUCAGGCUGGCUCAAUGGCUACUUGCGCUGCGGCCAACUUGGAUCGAUCAUUCCUGCAAUUAAUGCUUCGUCGCUAUCCUAGGGGAAAGCUCUGGUCUUUCCAUCGCGAUGGACUCAUUUCAACGUCAGAUGACGAUGAUCAACAUUCACAGGACACCAUAGGUCCCCUGACACCUACAAAUAGUUCCUCCAGUCGCUCUCUGUCCGACGCCCCACCGCCUCCACCACCUGAGCUCUCCAAACUCACGCGGAAAAGGCGCAAGGCCGCAGAGAACAGCACGUUGAACCAGUACUUCCCGAAUGCUACGCAAAUCAUGUUCGUGCCAUUAUGGAAUGCCGUUGCCUCUCAAUGGUUUGCAGGGUGUUUCUGCUGGAGUACUGUCGAGACCCAGGUGUUUUCCACUUCAGUUGAACUGAGCUCAGUGCUUGGAUUUUCAUCCUCUAUCAUGGCCGAGUAUAGCCGCGUCGAAUCUCUCAUUGCCGAUCGCCAGAAAGGCGAUUUCAUCGGCAGCAUAUCUCAUGAACUUCGCAGUCCACUUCAUGGAAUUUUAGCUGCUGCCGAGUUCUUGAACAGCACUCACCUCAACGAAUUCCAAGACUCGUUGCUAGAGACUGUCAAUGCAUGUGGCCGGACCCUACUGGAUACAAUGAACCAAGUACUUGAUUUCAGUAAAGUGGUAUCUCUGGAACGGACAUGGAAAUCAAUGAAACGCAGGAAAGAGAAACCGCUCGAUUUCAAAGGAACGGACAAGCUUGCCUAUCAUCUCGACACAUACGUAGCCACGGAUCUCGCCAUAUUAACCGAAGAGGUCGUGGAAGGCAUCUGUCUUGGCCAUGCUUACGGGCAAAGCUCAACCGCGUCGGCUGAUCUGCCCGUGUUGAUGCCGCAUCACACCAAAUCGCAAAGUGCGCGGUCUAAUGUGGAGGUUGUCAUGGAUGUGGCGUAUGGGGAUUGGGUCUACCGCACCCAGCCUGGUGCUUUACGCCGCAUUAUCAUGAACGUGUUCGGAAACGCGAUGAAGUAUACGGAAGCUGGCCGUGUCACUUUGCAGUUAGAAGCGUCAACUCACUCCGAAGGACGAUCGCGCCGGCAAGGCCUCGAGGACUUAGUCACGUUGACCGUCACUGACACGGGCAAGGGUAUAUCGGAGGAGUUUUUACGUGGCAAGCUUUACACACCUUUUGCUCAGGAGGAUUCCUUAGCUGUGGGCACCGGUCUAGGAUUGUCUAUCGUGCGAAGCUUGGUCAAGGCCUUGAGUGGAACUAUUCGCAUUCGUAGCCGACCUGGAGAAGGUACCACCGUACAUGUAUCCCUUCCUCUGGCUCGUCCUGUUGGCAAGGAAAGUCCUGCUAUCGAGUCAUCUGGGCAGCUCAUUCAGCAUCGGGAAACUCUGACCCAAACCCUUUUACUGCGCGAAGGAUAUCCAGGGAAACGAGCCGCGAUUUGGGGCGUUGACCCAGCUGGGGUCACGAGUCAUUCCAAUUGGUCCGAGAUCGCUCGUUAUCUGACAGAAUGGUACGACAUUGAGCUUGUCUCGUGGUCAACUGAAAACACAGUUGACCUUGUCCUGAUUGAUGAAAACGACUUGCCGCAAUUCCGCGAGCUCGCUCCAGCGGUCACUUUACCCGCUUUGCUUAUUUUAUGUCACAAAUCCGUGGAUUAUACCGGUGCGCUGUCCGAGUGGUUGCCUCUUGCUUCUUCUGUGAACAUCAUUCGCCGUCCUUGCGGGCCACACAAGUUAGCGCGAAGCGUGGCAAGAAGUCUAGCUCAAAAUCGAUCGGCAUCCGGGACACCUGCAUCCGUCAUGCAGCCAAUCGAUCUCCCUAUUAGGACUUCAUCAUUGCAUUCUGCAGUGUCUCCCGUCAGUUCUCCAUCUUCUGUCGGUGCCAGAAGUGCCCCGGAGCUGAAGUUACCAGCGACUCGUCUCAAAAAGUUGCGUACUUCACCCCCGGCAGGGCCAUCAGUCAUUACCUCAUUACCCGAAGAGAUUAUCGCUGCCUCCUUGCCGCCACCAUUAGUGGAUGGCUCAAUCAGCUCUUCGCGCCUGGCUCGCGUCCUGGUCGUUGACGACAACCGGAUCAAUCUCAAUCUGAUGAUGACAUUCUUGAAAAAGCGCCAGCUCACCGAGCUGGAUGCUGCCGAGAAUGGCAAGUUGGCAGUGGAGGCUGUCGAGCGCAUGCAGAGCGGAUACGAUAUUAUCUUCAUGGACAUUUCCAUGCCUGUCAUGAAUGGCUUUGAGGCUACUCGUGCCAUUCGUUCAUUAGAAAAGGACGAAGAUGGCCGCAAGCCUGCCAUCAUUAUUGCCUUGACAGGGCUCAGCAGCUCACGCGAUGAGUCUGACGCUAUGGCCUCUGGUGUCGAUUUGUUCCUCACUAAGCCUGUCUCGUUCAGGGAAGUCUCUCGGCUUCUGGGUGAGUGGGAAAAUAAUGCAAUGGAGAAAGAACUGAAGCAGUCUUGA